Molecule: messenger RNA, 927 nt
Organism: Trypanosoma theileri
Lineage: Eukaryota; Euglenozoa; Kinetoplastea; Trypanosomatida; Trypanosomatidae
Exons: 1
Coding region: 1-927 (308 amino acids)
Source: RefSeq, a predicted model, not a curated record
AUGAUGCGACCAGUUGUGUGUUUGCUGGUUUUUCUGUUGAGUGUUGUCUCGGUAUGCGUGGGAGGCGACGCAAACCGUGCUGAGGAAACUCAUGUUGAAGCUGGUACUUCGGAUUGUCCUUCUGGCACUCCUCCUACUCCUGGCAUAUGUACUUCUCCUCCUGGUCCUGCCGGUCCAAAAGGUUCUCAAGGUUCUGGUAAAGCUUCUUGUCCUGAUGGAGAGGGAAGUGACGAUAAUUGUCUUUCGAAGAGUGCUGAUACGUCUUGUUCUUCUAAUCCUUCUGAUUCUGCUGCUGGUGGUACUUGUGUUCAUGCUGCUGCAAAAAAGCCGAAUGAUGAAGAACCCGUAACUGGUGUUGGUCCAUCUGGCGAAAGAGGUGAACAGGGUCCUGCCGGUGCUCCAGGUGAAAGAGGUACAGUUGGCAGUGGGCAGGUGUCGGAUACUCAUACUGGUGAUGGUCCUGAUUCUUCUUCUGCUCAUCCUAAUGUAUCUCCGCCAUCUGAAUCUACUACUGUUGAGAGUGGGGAUACAUCUCCAACUGACUCUCAACCUGAACAACGUGGCGGCAAUACAACAGAAGAGAGUGGAGCUAACCGGGGAGGUGAUGCUGCACAACCCAAUUCUUCUUCACCCAACAAUUCAGCAACAGGGAGUGAAGGAGGAACUGCUGCUGGAAAUGAUACUACAACGGCUGCGAAUGACACUACACCUACAGAGAGUGAAUCACCAAGUACCCAAGAAGGUGUUGCAGAUAAUACAGAUCCCACUACCACAACCUCAACCACCACCACAACAACAACACUUCCUCCUGAGCUUACAAACAACAAGAAGAGUGAUGCAGACAGCAGCAGCAGUAUCAGCAGUUCUGUGUGGGUGCGUGUACCACUACUGAUUGUGGUUACACUGGCCUGUAUUCUUGUGUGCUGA